AUGGACACAAACAUCCCCAGCACCGCACAGGGAAAUUCGUACCUACCUCCCGAAGUUCACCUCAUAAUUUCGGAAAUCCUAAAGGACCAUGGUCAAUGGAACACACUGGCCGUACUGUCUCGGUCCUCGCAUAGGCUGAGGUCGAUAUACGAGCCACGAUUGUACAGCACCACCAAGCAUGCAAACAACCCGUAUUGCUACCCAUAUAAACUUUGGAGAAAAGAUCUAGCAUCAUGCUCAAACAACCUCCUUAAGGCGCUCAUGUGGGGUAUCGUCAAUGAAUCGAUGCCUGUGUUGGCUCAAGCCAAAGCGUAUGGAGCUGAUAUCAAUGCCUUGGUCGAGUACAAUAAUUGCUGUAAUUUCAACGAGCCGCGCCGGCAUGGCCGGGGAACGAUACUCCAGCAUGCUAUUGAGAGAGGCUGUGCCCGCUCUGUAGUAUGGCUGAUUCAAGAGGGCGCGGUGAUCAAGACGCCCGGCCAAGCUGCCGUCGACAUGUGCGACUGUGAAGAUCGCAGCCGACGCAACGGAGGGCCAAAGCACCAAUGCUCGACAUUACACCUAGCCUUAUGCAAAGGCCAUCUUGAAAUCGCAAAGCUCAUCAUGCAUCACUUCGGGCCAGCAGCUUUGAAAGAAUCGCAACGCAUCGACGGGUGUCUGAUCCUCCAAACAGCCAUGCAUACGGCCGACGCCAAGAAGGAGAUCAAGUUCUUAUUCGCCAUGUUGGAGUAUCCAAGCGUUCGCGAUCUAGUUAAUAUGGUUGACCCUCACACCCAACAAACCGUUCUUGAGGAAGCCCUGCUGCGUGCAGCGUAUAGUGGUCGUAAAUUUUUACGUCCAAUUAUCAAGACGCUUGUUCGCCAAGGAGGAGCCAGCCUCGAUCCCUACCCUGCUGGGUCUCACCAUGCAGGGCAGUCGCCGCUCCUUCACGUACUCAUCGAAAGCGGCUUUUAUGAAGCCAUACAUCUUCUCCGUCUAGGCUGCGACCCAGAUGGGAAGCCUACCACCACUGUCUCUCUGGAUCAGGGUUGGUUGACCCCGCUGCACUAUCUAAUUCGUCACGAAGGAGCUGUCAGAGGAGAAGACCCGGAAUGGAUGAUGGGUCGAGGAGUCAGUCUUGGUUUCAGGCGGAGGAGUGAGCGGGUCCUGCAAGUCAUCAAGGCACUCGUCGGCUCUGGAGCGUCGCUGAUGAUCAAAGCUUUUACCGAUUCCGACGCUACGCCCUUGGAGAACGCCAUUUCGCACGGCGCUCCAUUUCUCUCCCUCCCUCGCCGAGUUGCCACGUAUAAACUGUUGAGGCUCUUGCUCAGGAACGUCAAAGAGGGAAAAAUUACACAGACGGCGCGGGAAGAGGCGGAGCUAUGCUUGGGACGGAUCAAGGAGGAUCUUAGGGCUGAACAUGCCUUGUAUGAUUUGUCGGAUGAG
Messenger RNA from Neurospora hispaniola, 1422 nucleotides. RefSeq lists its product as uncharacterized. Gene Ontology annotation, cellular component: nucleus; cytoplasm. Gene Ontology annotation, molecular function: protein binding. NCBI's taxonomy places the organism in Eukaryota, Fungi, Ascomycota, Sordariomycetes, Sordariales, Sordariaceae. The record is from RefSeq and is a predicted model, not a curated record. The annotation marks the transcript as partial. The transcript has a single exon.